AUGCACCAUACUCUACACAAAGUAUUUGAUGCAGAAAUAAAAGAUGCAAAUUAUAAAAAAAUUAAAGAACAGAUUAUCAAAAGAAAUAAAAACUUCCAAGACAACAAAAAAAUAGUCAUUCAAAGUCUCCUAAAUAAAGAAAGAUCUAGAAUAUCAACAGACAGUUUAAUUAGAACAACCAAUAAGCAAGUUGAAGUAUUAACAGAUCCAGAAGAAAUAAAACAAGAAGUUAAAAAUGUAUUUAGUCAUUGGAUUACCCCAAAAAAUAUAGAAAACCUAGAUCAGAAUCAAGUGUGGAAACAAAUUUAUAAUCAAAACAAUGAAAUACAAGAGGAAUGGUAUCUACCAUUAACAAAAAAAUUUACAGUAGAAGAAAUUGAAGGAAUUAUCAGUAAAUUACCAAACAAAAAGGCAGCAGGUCUAUCUACAAUUACCAAUGAACUAUAG
Molecule: messenger RNA, 447 nt
Organism: Dentiscutata erythropus
Lineage: Eukaryota; Fungi; Glomeromycota; Glomeromycetes; Diversisporales; Gigasporaceae
Source: the annotation of a GenBank genome assembly